AUCACAGCGUUCGUGUUGCACGUCGGCUCCGGACACAAACACUAAGUGUCAACAACCGGCUACAGCGCUGCUCCUUUUUUGACGCGUUGGCCUUUUUUAUUUAAAUGUCGGGCCUUUUUUCCUGAUUUUACCCAUUUAUUCCUAAGAAUUUUACCGUCUCUUGUGGUAAGGCAGAAAACAAACAGGAGCUGCCGCCGCGGUCUGCAAGCUGGUGAUUAUGCGGCGUCUAUAAAAAGGCGGCUGAUACAGAACUGAGUGCAAAUUUUGGAUUCCUUUCUGUGAUGGACACCAGCUGCGCUUCUUCUGAAGAUGUCCUCCUCCAGCGACCUUGGAUCCCGAUCUGUAUAGACGGAUGCCAGUUUCUGUCCAAAAGCUGGUUCGGCGAAGCGUCCUACCGUGUCCUGCUGACGGACAUGCGCUGCGUGUGGGAGGAGACGAUGGACGCGGCGGCCACCCAGAGCCGAGCACAGGAGCUGAACCGGCGUCUGCGAGCGUCGGUCACGGCUUUUUUCUCCCACCUGUGCGAGGUGGCGCAACCCUGUCUGUUGGGAGGCAACGGCAAAGCUGAUGGAGGGGCUAAGAUCACCGUGACCCAACUGGCGGCAGACGGCCUCAUCAUGAGGCUGAAAAGUGAGCUAGCCGGGCUUCCGUUUCACUGGGAGUUCCACUGCAGUCCAGCUCCUGUCUCUUUGGUGUGUGUGCAGCUGGUGCGCCCCCUGCUGGGCAUGAGCCGCCUCUUGCAGUUGCAGGUGGAUCAGCUCGGACGUCUGCUGGUGAGGAAAGACGCAGAGAUCCAGGACUACAAGGAGAAUGGAGCCACACUUAGCAGAGAACGCCUGCAGACGGAUGUUUUCCAGGAGGAGACCUACAGAGAGAAUUAUCUGGCAAAGGCUCUUCCACUGCUGUGGUCUGGAUCUUCAGACGACCUGGGCUUCAGCGCCGACCUGCAGCAGCUUUACGCCACAGUCGUCACUCACUGUAACACGCGAAAACGCAAACUGUCCGAAGAGGAUUGUUCUGCUGCUGAAGAGCCAGACCUGGCCUUGUUACAACCAGCCGUUGGAUCUGUUAAGACCGAACCUGCAGAAAGGGAAGUUGGGACCCAAGAGAAAAUUUCCAAAGAAAAGACAACAGACAGAACUUCAAUCCAGCAGGAGUCGAACGCAGCAGAGCGCCAGUCGUCCAAGCCAAAGAAAAAGAAGGUGGGAUUGUUCAGAUGAGCCUUAGAGGGAGUACAUCAUUUUACAGGAGGAGCUUCGACAUUCAAAAGCUGCUUUUAAAACACUUACGUUUUGACUUUUAUUCUGAAGGAGGUUUUUGAACUUUUUACCACUGGCAUUUUAGCUCUGAUAUUGACGCUUUUUGGGUCACUGUAACUCUUAGACUGUUAACGCAAUUAACAUAAUUCCAAGCAACUUUAUGUUUAAAUGUUUCACUUUACAGAAGUGAAUUGUUUACACAAUUAACGUAAAAAGUGUUGCAAAUUAGCACAAACCUGCUUUUCGCGGCUUCAGACUAAAUAGUCGAAGAGUUACAGUAAUUCAAAGAAAGUGUGUACUUCCUUUUUGGUGGUGAGAACUCCAGUAGGCUCCACACUACUGAAGAUAUUGUUGUUGUUGUGUUGUUUGUCUGUUUUUGGAUUUUAGAUUAACCUCUAAUCAAGUAAUUUUACUGCUUUUGUUAAUUGUCAGGUCAUCAGGUUUUAUUCAGCCUUUCCAUUAAACACUAAACAGACUUUCAUUUACAGAUAUAAUCAUAAAUGGACGUAUACGCUUUUUAAUGUCUUAACCAAUCAACCUUUGUGACUUUUUAAAAUGAGCAUUGUAUAAAUUAAAGGAUUCUGUCAUUUUA
Messenger RNA from Oryzias latipes (Japanese medaka), 1851 nucleotides. RefSeq names its product nonhomologous end-joining factor 1 (gene nhej1). Gene Ontology annotation, biological process: double-strand break repair via nonhomologous end joining. NCBI's taxonomy places the organism in Eukaryota, Metazoa, Chordata, Actinopteri, Beloniformes, Adrianichthyidae. Gene Ontology annotation, molecular function: DNA end binding. The record is from RefSeq and is a predicted model, not a curated record. Gene Ontology annotation, cellular component: nucleus; DNA ligase IV complex.